UGUUAAUCACGUGUUGUCAGAAGCAUGAAAAUUUUGUAUGAGAGCAGGUAAAAUCUCUUCCCACUGAAAUAAAUCUGAGGGAUUGGUGUGAUUGAGCGCCACAGCUCUUGCGAAAGAGGAAGUCAUGUGAUAUUGACUGAUCCAUUUUAUUUAAGAAUGACUUCAAAUCUGAAAAAACUCUGCUCAAAGGCAUCCAUGUCACUGGCUCUUCUCUGCAUGUGCAUCUCGGUUUUCGAAGUGAGUACAUUUUCAUUAACAAACUGUACCGUUUCUGGUGCUCUGAAUUCCAUGCAGAACCUGAAAGUUUUUUGCUACAAGAUGGGCUUCCGUACAGUUCCGUCACCCAUACCCAGGAAGGUCAGAUAUCUAGACAUCUCCUUCAACUUAAUUUCAAACAUCAAAGUUGAAGAUUUCGAGGACCUGUGGAACUUAAGAUAUCUCAACCUAUCUAACAGCAACGUCUCAUGGAUACAAGAAGGUACGGCUGAGCAUUUUCCCAACUUGAUCAACUUCAAUCUGGCCAACAAUAAGUUGAAAAGAGUGUCGGAGGGGCUACUGAAUGGUCUGGUCAACCUGCAAGUGUUGCGUCUUGAUGGAAAUCGAAUUGAAAGCAUCGACACGUAUGCUUUUGACAGUCUACAGAAAAUUAAGGUGCUGAACCUUUCGAAAAAUAACCUCCAACAGAUUGCAAACGUUAAACCGGUGCUUUUGUCAGCCGGGUUGGAGGAACUGUUCAUCGGAAAAAACAACUUGGACGUUUUUACCUCGUCCGACCUGUCAAGGACAGCCUUGUCACUGAAAAAAAUAGUUUUCUCACAGAAUCCCUUGACCAAGUUCGAAAUAAGUGAAAACAUAUUCCCAAAUCUAACAUUUCUUGAUAUAUCGCAUUGUGGCCAAAACAGGAGAAUGCUAUGGAAUAUUACAGAUAAGGCUUUUUUGAAUUCAGUAACAGCACUGAAUUUGACCGCAGUGCAGAUUCCUGAGGAGAGCAUCACCACUGUGCUUCACAACACCUCCUGGGAUUCCUUGAAUAAACUCAGAAUAAGUGAAUUGAAAUGGAUAAAGGCAGAGACUCUUACACAGUACGCAUGCUUGCCUGGGCUCAAGGUGCUUCGUCUGCAGCGCAACAAAAUCUCCAAUGUGACAGCUCAAAUGCUCGCUCCAUGCUCGAACUUGACAGAGCUGGACUUUGGAGAUAACGAAAUAUCUCAGAUUUCUGCACUCAAAGAAUUAACACAGCUGAGAGUUCUCCACCUACAAAUAAAUAAACUGACCAAAGUGGAAAAUGCGUUCCGGGAUCUUCCGAUGCUUGAAUUUUUAGACCUCAGUAGAAACAGGAUUAGCACGCUAACCUGUUCAGAUUUUGCCAAUUUGACGCAAUUGAUUUCGCUGUAUUUGUACAGCAACACAAUUUCCAAACUUCCUCCAUGCAUAUUCAAAGAUUUGAAUAAUCUGGAAAAUUUAAGGCUGGGGUCGAAUAAAAUAUUGACACUAGGCAUGGCUUUUAAAAACAAACUUCCUUCUUUGAAGGUUUUGCAAUUGACUUAUAAUAAGUUAAGCAAAAUUUACAAAAAGAGCUUCAGUGGUUUGUCUAAUCUAAGGACCCUCGACCUUGGAGACAACCAGAUCUUUGAGAUUGAAGCAUAUGCAUUUUCAGAACUGCAGAAUCUAACUGAGUUAAAGCUUUCCUCAAAUAGGAUCACUGACAAAACUAUAAGAGACCCAGCAGUGUUCUCGGGAAUGCCUAAUCUUAAAUCACUAGAACUAUACAGCAACGUCAUUUCCUUUGUUGAAGAUGUGCUACAAAUGCCCCCUUUUGGAAAUUUAGGUUCACUGGAGAUUUUGACAAUUCAUAGUCAAAGACGAGGGAUUGAAAAAAUGCCCUCAAACCUGCUUCAAGGUUUAACCUCACUGAAAAUGUUUUACGGUGGAAGCAUGAAUCUGAAUUAUCUCCAUCCUGAUACGUUCACAUCCACUCCGAAACUCUGGUUUCUGGAACUCUCGAAGAACGCGUUCGCAGACGACGGAUCCAUAACCGCAGAGGUUUUCCAUCCGAUCCCAAAGCUAUCCAAGCUUAUCAUCUCCAGAUCUCAGAUUCAUUCUCUGAAUUUCUUAAUCAAUGCAAACCUCACCAGGCUGUCGGUCUUGAGAGCAUCUGAGAAUACCCUAGAUGUCAUCAACCAGACGUUGAUUCAGUCUCUCCCUCGGCUGAAAUUCUUUGACUUGAAGAAAAACACUUUCACUUGUGACUGCAACAAUUGGUUUUUUAUUAACUGGGCUCUGCAAAGUAACUACACUCAGGUUAUUUACCUGAACACAUAUACCUGCAGCUACCCACUGUCACUGAGAAGCAAAAGUAUUUUAGACCUUAAUACAGAAUCAUGUAACGUGAACCUAGACUUCAUCAUGUUUCUGUGCAGCUUAAUCGUUGUGAUGCUUACCCUUCUGGUCUCAUUCGUUUAUCAGUUCUUGCACUGGCAUGUUUUAUAUGCGUACUACCUAUUCAUCGCCUUCCUGUACGACAGCAAAAAGAAACAGCAACACGGAUUCACAUACGAUGCCUUCAUUUCCUACAAUGCCCAAGAUGAACCUUGGGUUGUAAAAGAGCUGCUCCCUAAUUUGGAAGAUGAGCAGGGUUGGAGACUUUGUCUUCAUCAUAGGGACUUUGAGCCAGGAAGAUCCAUCAUAGACAACAUAAUGGACGGAAUAUACAGCAGCCGUAAGACCAUUUGCUUGAUCACGUAUAAUUAUUUAAAGAGCACUUGGUGUUCCAAAGAAAUCCAGAUGGCUAACUUCAGACUAUUCGAUGAGCAGAAAGAUGUCUUAAUCCUCAUUUUCCUGGAGGACAUUCCUACCCACCAGCUGUCUCCGUAUUAUCGGAUACGUAAGCUGGUAAAGAAGAAGACUUAUCUUAAAUGGCCUAAACGUGGAGAAGACACGAGGGUCUUCUGGCAGAAACUCAGAAUGGCUUUAGAAACGAAAGAAGGUCCAGAAGAGGAGAAAGCUCUUCUCAGUGGACAAGAGGGAUAACAUUUUGAAGAAAACUCUAUAGUUCAUCAUUUAUGCAUUGUCUUAUUUUUUUGUUCCAUGAAUUAAAUUUAACUUCAUUGCUUUCCAUUUUCAAACACUGUCUCAUUGUUUUAGAUAUAAAGGAAUGGUGAUUAAAGCAGUGACAAAAUACAGGAACCAUGUCAGCAGCUCCUCUACAUCUGACCUUUGCACCUAAAGUGGGCACAGUACGUGCUGACUUAGUACUCAUUAUUCAGAGUAGUGCUGAACGUCACGUUUCUGUGGCUUCUGUCUCCACUUUGUCCCCUUCUGUACCCCCAGCAGGAGUCCUGCCCUAUGCACAGGAGACUGUUAUGACCUCAUACUCUUUAUAGAGAACAGCCGAGGUGAGCUGUGAGCUUUUAUGGAAAAAUAUCCAACAGCUGGGUUGGAGAUGUAAAGCAGAAUUACUCAAAUACGUAUAAAUAAUCCUGAAGACUUUUUCUUCUGAUUGUACAGAAAACCCCAUGUAACCCCAUGUCCCAUCUUACUUACCUCGAUCCUGUCAUGAGAAAAGCCACUGACGGUUAUAUAGCAUUAGAAGAAUAAACACACACACACACACACACACACACACACUGAG
Molecule: messenger RNA, 3631 nt
Organism: Silurus meridionalis
Lineage: Eukaryota; Metazoa; Chordata; Actinopteri; Siluriformes; Siluridae
Gene: tlr22
Product: toll-like receptor 22
Exons: 2
Coding region: 157-3030 (957 amino acids)
Biological process (GO): immune response; toll-like receptor signaling pathway
Cellular component (GO): membrane
Molecular function (GO): transmembrane signaling receptor activity; protein binding
Source: RefSeq, a predicted model, not a curated record